Balaenoptera ricei (Rice's whale) is the source of this 1650-nucleotide messenger RNA. RefSeq names its product zinc finger CW-type and PWWP domain containing 2 (gene ZCWPW2). Gene Ontology annotation, cellular component: nucleus. The record is from RefSeq and is a predicted model, not a curated record. The transcript has 10 exons. Bases 39 to 1205 code for a protein of 388 amino acids. NCBI's taxonomy places the organism in Eukaryota, Metazoa, Chordata, Mammalia, Artiodactyla, Balaenopteridae. Gene Ontology annotation, molecular function: zinc ion binding.
AGAGGCGGUGACGCAGUGUGAUCACAGGUGCCAUAGGAAUGGCAGCUUGCAUGUGCAGCGUGUUGGUGCCAGAGGGGCUGACCACCCACAACAAAGAAUACAAUCUUUACAAAGAAUUAAAUGCAUUUAUGGAAAAAGGAAAAUUGAAUAAUAAGAUGAUAGCAGAAUAUUGUAAUACGGCAGUGGAUUCCUCAGUGGAAAACAACAUGUAUGUAAACAAAGUGUGGGUUCAGUGUGAGAAUGAAAGUUGUUUGAAAUGGAGAUUUUUGUCAAGUGAGGAUGCAGCCAAAGUUGAUCACAAUGAACCAUGGUACUGCUUCAUGAACACUGAUUUAAGGUACAAUAAGUGCUCUGUCUCUGAAGAAGACUUUCCUGAAGAGUCUCAGCUUCAUCAAAGUGGAUUUAAGAUCGUCUAUUCACAGCUCCCUCUUGGAAGCCUGGUUUUGGUAAAAUUACAGACUUGGCCAAGUUGGCCGGGGAUACUUUGCCCUGAUCCUUUUAAAAGGAAAUAUGUGACCUAUGACCUGGAUGGAGAUGUUGAACAGUAUCACAUAGAAUUUCUGGGUGAUCCCCAUUCAAGAUCAUGGAUAAAUGCAACGUUUGUUGGACAUUAUAGUAUCACAUUAAAGCCAGGAACAUGUAAGAAUAAAAAGAAGUGGUAUAAAAGUGCACUACAAGAAGCGUACCUCCUCUAUGGAUGCUCUCAUGAGCAAAGACUGGAAAGGUGCUGCCUAUCAAAACAGGACAAAUCCAAAGCAGAUGGCAAAGUUGCUGUGGUGGCCAAGAAAAGGAUGCAAGUUUCCAAAAAUAAUACUAAAAAGAAAAAGCCCCAAUUUAGAAAAAGGAAAAGGAAAACUGUUUUAAAAUCAUCUUUUGAAAAUGUUUGUUCAGAUGAUGCCUUAUCAAAGGAAAACAUGGUUGUCUCUGAGACAGAACUUUUACUAAAAGAGCUGGAGCAAAUGCUAGAGCAAGCACUGGAGCCCACAGCCGCCCCUGAUGAGUCCGAAGGGGAGCGCGGAGAGGAGACAGAUACAGGAGAAAAGUUAUCUAAAUGUGGCCCUGAAGCUCCUGUGGGCAGCUCGCUUGAAAACCACUGUGAAGAGGACUAUCUUGUAAUUGAUGGGCUAAGAUUAAAAGCUGGAGAAUGUAUUGAAAAUAUAACUAACAAGUUUAAGGAAAUAGAUGCGUUGAUGUCUGCACUUUAGGGCAUUACAGAUAUUUUCAAAAGUUAAUUAUAAAAACAUUUACAUCUUUAUAUUUUCCCAAAGUCAAAACUUAAAAAUGUUUAGUGAAAUAGGUAUACAUUAUACCAAAGUUGUUAUUUCUAAUAACUUUCUACUUUGUGUUUUGAGAAUACCCAUUGUUUUGAGAGUCAAUCAAAUGGUAAUUAAGUUAGUGUUAUAAAUUUAGAAAUCUGAGAAACCCUGAUAUUUGCAUUUGUAGGUUUUUUUUCUUGUUUGCCUUAAUUUUAAAAUGGCUUAUGAAACCUACUUCACAAAUACAUGCUUUAUAGUGAUUAUUUAGGCCCUUUGUUCAAAUGUGGCUAACUGCUAAAAUGACUGCCGAUGCUAUUAUAAUUCUUACAGAUAUUUCAAAUCUAAUAUACUUAGAGAAUGUGAAUUUGUAGUAGAAAGAAGCUACUGUAAAAUA